AUGCUCAGUCUGGCAGCCACUCUGAUAAAACUGGAUCCAGAGGACGGCGAGCAGAUCGUGGAGUAUUUAAAGACUCAAGCCCUGCUAAUGAGAGAGAAAGCACUGCUGCAGGCGUCAGUCAGAGAUCAGAAGAAGCUGCUGGUGGAAAACGGAAAACUGAAGAAAGACAUCGAGGUGCUGAGAACUCAGCUGCAGGAAAAACAGAGGAGACGCACUGCUAAAGCUUUGUUCGCCCCGGCUCCUCCUCCUCCAUCUGUUAGCCCCGCCCCCUCACCACCUGCCAACCAACCUGAUGGAGCCACAGCUGCUGUUUCAACGAAUCCUCCUCCCACCUCCUCCCAUGACCGCAGAGAGAGACAGAGCAGGAGGAGGAGAGGAGAGAGGAAAGCUCGUCCCACCUCCGACUCCCUCUCUUUGGGGGCAGAGCCUCGCGUUGACGUGUCACGACUGGACCUUCGGGUUGGACGGAUCCUCAGCGUCCGCCGCCACCCGCUGGCCGAGAUGAUGUCGGUCCAGGAAGUAGACGUCGGAGAGAACGCACCCCGAACGGUCGUCAGCAAGCUGGGAGGGAAAACAAACCUCGAGGAGCUCCAGGGCGGUCUAGCUGUGUUGCUAUGCAACGUCAAGGCCUGUAAACUGAGGGGCGUGGUCUCACAGGCCCGCCUCCUCUGUUGCUCCACCCCCGAUGACUGCACCGAGCUGUUGGCCCCGCCCACAGGUUCCACCCCUGGGGACAGGGUCACCUUCCUCAACUACCCCGGUGACCCGGACCGGGAGCUGCAGUCCAAAGACCGGGUUUGGGAGCUCCUUCAGCCCGACCUACAGGUGGACUCGAGGGGCGUGGCCAACUACAAAGGCUGUGGGUUUGAGGUGAAGGGGAAGGGUCUGUGCAGGGCGCCCUCCCUCACCAACGCCGUCAUCAGAUAG
This is a messenger RNA of Anoplopoma fimbria (sablefish), 927 nucleotides long. RefSeq names its product aminoacyl tRNA synthase complex-interacting multifunctional protein 1-like. Lineage: Eukaryota; Metazoa; Chordata; Actinopteri; Perciformes; Anoplopomatidae. Bases 1 to 927 code for a protein of 308 amino acids. The transcript is spliced from 6 exons. The record is from RefSeq and is a predicted model, not a curated record. Gene Ontology annotation, molecular function: tRNA binding.